Messenger RNA from Gossypium raimondii (Peruvian cotton), 1165 nucleotides. RefSeq names its product protein SRC2. Lineage: Eukaryota; Viridiplantae; Streptophyta; Magnoliopsida; Malvales; Malvaceae. The transcript has a single exon. The record is from RefSeq and is a predicted model, not a curated record. Gene Ontology annotation, biological process: defense response. Bases 11 to 1036 code for a protein of 341 amino acids.
UAACCAUGCCAUGGUUACCUUCUCUUUCUUCUCCAAUGCUCUUCCAUUUAGCGUUGACGCAAAGCUAUCCUUUUCCCUCGUUAGAGAAAACAAAGAUCUUCAUUUCCUUUGCCACUUUCCCCACUUUUUCAACAACAACAAAAAAAAGAACCCUUCCUUUCUCAUAGCUAUGGCGUUUAGAACCUUGGAUAUCAACGUUAUCUCUGCAAAAGGCUUGAAAAACGUCAACCUCAUCGAUAAAAUGGACGUUUACGCCGUCGUUUCACUCAAGGGUGAUUCAUCGAAGCAAAAAUUGAAGACGCCGGUGCAUAAAGAUUGUGGCAAAACCCCGAAUUGGAAUUUUCCGGUCAAGUUCACCGUAGAUGAAUCAUUGGCUAAAAACAAUAAGCUUAGCAUCAAGUUCAAGAUCAUGUGUGAACGUAUAUUGGGUGAUAAAGAACUUGGUGUAGUCAACGUUCCGGUCAAAGAGCUUUUGGAUUCGCCGGGCGAUGGUGGGUCAAUGAAAUUCGUUAGUUUUCAGGUGAGGAAACCGUCAGGGAAACCUGAAGGGACACUUGACUUUUCUUACAAGUUUGGGGACAAAGUUUCGGAGCCUGUCGGAAAGAAUAAGGGUGACGAUCAUCCUCAUCAUCAGCCUGUUACUGCGUAUCCAGCGGCGCAUGUGGCGGCUGGAUCGAGUUCUGCUGUUCCGUAUGGUGGUCCGGGGGCUUAUCCACCACCACCACAAGGUGCUGGGUACGGAUACCCUCCUCCGCCGCCGCAUGCAGUGGCGGGUUAUGGUGGGUAUCCACCGCAGGGACCGCCUCCGCCUGGAUAUGGAUAUCCACCUCCUCCACCGGGGUAUGCGUAUCCUCCUCCACCACCAGGGGCUUAUGGGUACCCACCGGUGCAACAGCCACCGAAGAAGAAUAGCAAGUUUGGAUUGGGAUUGGGUGCCGGGUUGGUUGGAGGAGCGAUUGGUGGGAUGUUGAUCGGAGACAUGGUGUCCGAUGCGGCGGAUUAUGAUGGCGGCUUCGACGGCGGCUUUGAUUUUUGAUAUUUUUUGAUAUAUUUUUUUAUGUAUUUUAUUUGGGCCUUUUUUGGUUUUGUAUUACAAAGAAACUGAUAAAAGAAUGUAUUUUAUUUCCUUGUUUUAAUAUAAAGCAAAAGUAUAAUAAGGUUUUAA